Chanos chanos (milkfish) is the source of this 3594-nucleotide messenger RNA. RefSeq names its product integrin, alpha 5 (fibronectin receptor, alpha polypeptide) (gene itga5). The transcript is spliced from 30 exons. Gene Ontology annotation, biological process: cell-cell adhesion; integrin-mediated signaling pathway; cell-matrix adhesion. NCBI's taxonomy places the organism in Eukaryota, Metazoa, Chordata, Actinopteri, Gonorynchiformes, Chanidae. The record is from RefSeq and is a predicted model, not a curated record. Bases 178 to 3345 code for a protein of 1055 amino acids. Gene Ontology annotation, cellular component: external side of plasma membrane; integrin complex. Gene Ontology annotation, molecular function: integrin binding.
GGUGAGACGGUUGAGGGAAGGUGACGGAAAAUUUGAGAAAUAAAAACCGUUUGCGAGUGCGUAAAGGUAUGAGAUCUGGUUAGGGUAUUUGUAUUGUUAUUGCUCCUUGUCUCAAUUGAAAGGUUAAAGCCGGCAAAGCAUUGAAAAGUGAUUUACUCGGAGGAUUAACUCAGAAUUAUGGGUUCAAAAAGACAUAAUUCGAAGAGCACCGCUAAUUUAUUGCACUGGAGUUCUAUUCCACACUUUCGCGUUGUUCUUGUUCUCCUGCCCUUGUGCGCUGCAUUCAACUUGGACGUGGAGAACCCCUCUGUGUAUAGCGGACCACAAGGCAGUUAUUUCGGUUAUUCCGUGGAUUUUUACAUGCCCAAAUCUUCAAGUCUGAGUGUUGUGGUGGGAGCACCCAAAGCAAACACUAGCCAGCCCAACAUCACCGAGGGAGGCUCAGUGUUCUACUGUCCAUGGGAACAGAGCUGGACAGACUGCCGCAGCAUUGAGUUUGACAUCAAAGGGGAUCGCUCAGUCAAGCUGAAUGACACAGUACAUCAAGCAGAAUUCAAGUCCCGUCAGUGGUUUGGGGCCACGGUGCGUUCCCAUGAUAACAUGAUCCUGGCUUGUGCUCCACUGUAUUCCUGGAGGACAGGGCAGGAUGAGGCACACUCGGAUACCACUGGAUCCUGUUAUCUGUCUGUGGAAAACUUUACCAAGUUUGUUGAGUAUGCCCCUUGUCGAACAGAAUUCCAUGGGGAAAAGGGCCAAGGCUACUGUCAGGGAGGAUUUAGCGCUGAUUUUACCAAGGAUGGAAAGGUGGUUCUUGGAGGACCUGGUAGCUACUUUUGGCAAGGUCAGGUCAUCUCGGCAGUGAAGGAGGAGAUCAUCAAGGCUUACUACCCAGACUACUUCUUGACUAGUGUAACGGGCCAGAUUCAAACCAUGCAGAAAUCUUCAGUGACAAAUUUUGACGACAACUACAUGGGUUACUCUGUUGCUGUUGGCGAGUUCAGUGGUGAUGACCAGGAAGAUUUUGUGACUGGUAUUCCCAGAGGAGUCCGACUGCACGGGCAGGUGUCCAUACUAAAUGGCACACUACACUCUCUGAAGACCUUCACUGGAGAACAGAUGGGGUCCUAUUACGGUUACUCAUUAGCAACCACGGACAUCAACAGCGACGGGUUGAUGGACCUGCUGGUGGGUGCUCCCAUGUUCAUGGUGCGAGACUCAGACGGUCGUCUGGAGGAGCUUGGCCGGGUCUAUGUGUACCUGCAGAAAGGCCCUCUUGACCUCACACCCCAACUACCUCAGCUGACCGGAACCCAGGUGUUUGGGCGGUUCGGCAGCUCCAUCGCUCCCUUGGGGGACCUCAAUCAGGACGGUUUCAACGAUGUGGCCAUUAGCUGUCCAUUUGGUGGGGAGGACAAACAAGGACUGGUCCUAAUCUACAAUGGACAUGCUGGAGGUCUCAGGGACAAACCAUCUCAGGUGAUAUCAGGCCAGUGGGCCUCUGCAUCUCUGCCUGCCAGCUUUGGGUUUGCCCUGCGGGGGAACAAAGACUUGGAUGGCAAUGGUUAUCCAGAUCUCAUCGUGGGAGCAUUCGGAGCUGACAAAGCAAUCCUUUACCGGUCACGACCCAUAGUGAACACCAGUGCCACCUUAUCCAUCAACCCAACCAUGAUCAACCCAGAGGAGAAGACCUGCACGAUAAGCAAAGACAACGAGAGUAUGUCUGUGCCAUGUGUCAACCUGAGUUUCUGCCUCGCCGCCAGUGGGAAACACCUUCCAGAUAAUUUAGCAUUCAAUGUGGAGGUACAGUUGGACAGUCACAAGCAGAAACAGAAGGGAGCGGUAAGGAGGGCCCUAUUUCUGGACUCGGAGCAGCCCAGUCUUCAGAAGAGCAUGGUGGUGCCUAAAGGGGCCAGAGUCUGUCAUGACACCAAGAUUUAUCUACGGGAUGAGAAGGAGUUUAGGGAUAAGCUCUCCCCCAUUGUGGUAUCCGUGGACUUUGGUCUGAAUCCCCAUGCUGCUGCAGACAAACAUGGCCUGAGACCCAUCCUCAGCUACCAGACUGCUCAACUCAUCGAACAGAAGGCCCAGAUUUUGCUGGACUGCGGAGAUGACAACAUCUGUGUCCCCGACCUUAAACUGUCAGUGCAUGGAGACAGGAAGGAAGUGUACAUGGGUGAUGAAAACUCACUGACCCUGACCUUCAAUGCAAGGAAUGAUGGGGGAGGGGCAUACGAGGCCGAGCUGUACGUGGUCUUACCUCCUGAAGCUGACUACAGCGGAAUAGCCCGAAAUAACGAAAGUCUGGCCCAGCUGACCUGCAGCUAUGAAACAGAGAAUCAAACUCGUUACCUCAGCUGUGACUUGGGCAACCCCAUGAAAUCUGGCACCAGUCUGUUGGCAGGUCUACGCUUCACUGUACCGCGACUAAAAGACACACGCAAGGUCGUACAGUUUGAUUUACAGAUCCGCAGUAAGAAUGAGAAUAACUCUCAGAGUGAGGUUGUGUCGUAUAAGCUGGAGGUGGUAGUGCAUGCCGACGUUCUUCUACAGGGGGUCUCACGGCCAGACAAGGUCUUUUUCCCACCACAGAACUGGAAGGGAACCAAGAAUCUGGUGAUGGAGCAAGACGUCGGGCCUCCAGUCCAACAUGUCUAUGAAUUUUUGAACAAAGGGCCCAGUCGCAUCAGUCAUGCUUUGCUCAAGCUGAAAUGUCCUUUGAGUCUGCAAAUGUAUAACUUCAUGUACCUACUGGAGGUUAACACAGAAGGCCCUGUCAACUGCUCCUCCAACAAUGUAGUCAACCGCCGAAACCUCAGGAUCCAGCAGUCAUCCACAGAGCAGACACCCUUGGUAAGCUCAAGCCAAAAGCACCAUAUUGAGAGAAGGGAGACCCAUAAAGGCAUGCUGGCUGAACUGACCAACCUGUCUUGCUCCAAUGUUGAGUGCUGGACAUUGCAGUGUAAUGUUGGCCUAUUAGAGAAAGGGACCAGUGCCAUACUGAAAGUGCGCUCGCGGAUCUGGGCGGAGACAUUCAUUGAGAGAAAGUAUAAGAACUAUGUGUUGGAGUGUUUGGCCAGUUACACAGUGGAAAAGAUGCCCUAUGUCAUUUUACCCAAGGUGACUCCAAGAGGUGAAAAAAAGGUGGUCACACAGGUGGUGUGGAACAAGCCUGACAGUCAGUAUGCCGUCCCAUUAUGGAUCAUCAUCUUGGCCAUACUGGCUGGUCUUCUGCUCCUUGCGCUGCUCAUUUACGUCCUCUACAAACUUGGCUUCUUCAAGCGAACGCCAUACGGCACAGCCAUGGAAAAAGCCGAACUGAAGCCCCAAGCUGCAUCUGAAGCCUAAGAAGUGCAAAGAAAGAUUCUGAGAAGAGAAAUGGAGAAGAAUUGGCCCAGUGUUCUGUGGAAGGAUAAGAACUGUGUAAGGAACGCUAGACUGCAGUCAAAGGGUUGAGAUGAGAGAGACCACUGGAGCACCACUGCACUGCACUAGAAGAAAACACCCAAGGAACUCAAAGCCAAAUGAAUGUUAUUUUAUUUUAUUUUUAUUUUUACUUUAUUUUAUUGUGUUUUAUUUUGUGUUUAUUUUGUUGUG